Ceraceosorus guamensis is the source of this 474-nucleotide messenger RNA. RefSeq lists its product as hypothetical. The transcript is spliced from 2 exons. The record is from RefSeq and is a predicted model, not a curated record. Bases 92 to 301 code for a protein of 69 amino acids. NCBI's taxonomy places the organism in Eukaryota, Fungi, Basidiomycota, Exobasidiomycetes, Ceraceosorales, Ceraceosoraceae.
GUGGAAUGCGAGACGAACGAUGACCGUGACACUUCCUAGCGUGGCGGGGGCCGGCGGAAGGUGCUAGCUCCAUGCGCGCUUUGGCAGACGGAUGAUCUCUCUCUCUCCACAUUCUGAUGCAAAGACUGGUGAACGGACAGGCGGAAAAUCUUUACGUGUCCGCUCUCCGCUAUGCCGCGAAAUCAGCAGCGCGGCGAUCCCUCUCCGAGAUUCUGCAAAAGCGCUGCUCCUCUGCCGGAUGUCCUCUCUUUUCGCCCUCGAGGCAACACAAUUAGCGCCCAAGAGGCGCGAGCCAGUCUGAGUCAAUCCUGAACUCUGCCCAGUUCUGAUUGAUCCGAGUACCGAGCUGACGGCGCUGUAGCUCUUCGGCGGGGUAGGUGUACGCAAAGUGGCAGGCAAGAGAGCGGUUUCAGCACAGCACUUGUCUGCCGUUCAGAGUUGUGAGGAAAAAGUUCCAGUCGCUGGACCCGUCAC